Monoraphidium neglectum is the source of this 1266-nucleotide messenger RNA. Its product is annotated as putative PCI domain-containing protein 2 like protein. Gene Ontology annotation, cellular component: transcription export complex 2. NCBI's taxonomy places the organism in Eukaryota, Viridiplantae, Chlorophyta, Chlorophyceae, Sphaeropleales, Selenastraceae. The coding region runs from base 1 to 1266 and encodes 421 amino acids. Gene Ontology annotation, biological process: poly(A)+ mRNA export from nucleus; post-transcriptional tethering of RNA polymerase II gene DNA at nuclear periphery; transcription elongation by RNA polymerase II. The record is from RefSeq and is a predicted model, not a curated record. Gene Ontology annotation, molecular function: double-stranded DNA binding; RNA binding. The transcript is spliced from 8 exons.
AUGAACUUCCUGAACGAGUACCUGGUGGCGCUGAGCCGGGCAGUGUCAUCGUCAGAUGCGCCGACCAUCAAAGAGCUGCUGCGCGCCGAUGGCGCCGCCUCGCAGCAGGCCGUGUACGCGCGCGCACAGCUGACACCCAACCAGGUCCGCGGCGCGGCCGCCAGCAAGCUGUACCCGCCGUGGGCGGCGGUGGCGGCGGCGCACCUGCAGGCGGUCGUGCAGCUGCAGGAGGGCAACGUUGAGGCAGCGGCGACGGCUUACAAUUCGGAAAACGCGCCCCAUCUGCUGCUAGUGGAUGCGAUCAACGAGGAGCCCGCUGACGUGGCGCUGGCAGCGGCAUUUGAGCGGACGAUGAGCAACGCGCGGCAUCUAGCCGAGCUAGCGGACCGGCAGCUGGCGGCGCAGGGGCAGAAGACGGGCAAGGUGGAGCAGUGUGGCUCGCAGCUGCAGCAGGCAAUCAGCCGCAUGGGUCUGCCCAAGGGGGACUACAUCCCGGGCAAACGGCGCGCACACCUGGCGCUGGUGUGCAUGCUGCUGCGGGUCUACUUCAAACUCAACAACAUCCAGGGCUGCACCCAGAUGGCGCGCACUGUCAUGGGGCAGUACGGCCAGCGCGACUCUGACGUCAUCGACCUGCGGGAGUUCCCCGCGAUGUACCGCGUCACCUUCUUCUACUUCCUGGGCAGGACAGAGCUGUACAACGAAAAUGUGGAGCUGGCGGCCAAGCGGCUGGGGGACGCGCUGGCCGCGUGCAGGCGGGACGCAGAGGAUCACAAACGCAACAUUCUGCGGUAUCUAGUGCCGUGCAAGAUGCUGCAGGGGGAGCUGCCGGACCCCGGCCUGCUGCAGCGGUACGGCCUGACAGAGUACGAGGACAUGCGCGCGGCGAUGGCGGCCGGCGACGUGGGCCUGUUCCAUCGGGCGCUGGCGGCGCAGCAGUACAGGCUGGUGCGGACGGGGCUGUACCUGCUGGUGGACAAGCUGCAGGUGGCGGUGUACCGCAGGCUGAUCAAAAAGUGCGUCAUCGUCAACCGGGAGCUCAAGGGCCCUGACAAGGCCCACCAGCUGCCGCUGGCCCUCGUGCAGGGCGUCUUAGCGCAGCAGGGCGCCGGCGUCGACAUGGACGAGCUGGAGUGCAUAGUGGCCAACCUCGUGGUGCGCGAGGCGCUCAAGGGCUACAUCGCCCACAAGCAGAAGGUGCUGGUCGUCUCAAAGGACGCCGCCUUCCCGCCGCCGUCGGCCCUGUGGUGGCAGGACCCCUUCUGA